GUGCCGCGGCGCGCGGAGCCAUGGAGACCAAGCGGCCGCGCUCGCCCACGCCCUCGGCCAUGGCCAGCUCGCCGCCCGCGCCCGCGCCUUCCCCCGCAGCCGCCCCGCUGGCCUUCGCCGGCUCCAGCGAGCAGGACGUGGCGCUGGCCAAGUCCUUCUGGAACUCCGUCACCCUCCAGCCGCCGCUCGAGUCCCGGCUGGGCGCCCGGGGCGGCUCGCUUUGCGACGGCGCCUCCUGCCCGCGACGGAGCUCGGCCGCGAAAAGCAGCCAUUUGUCUGUUUCAUCCUCCGUGAGUGACAAACGAGAAGAGAGAAACUCGGAAAUGGAGAAAGACGUAUGGAAAGAAAACUACCUGGAGAAGGCUAAAAAAAGAGAAGACAUCAUUGCGUUACUGAAAAGACAAAGGGAAGAGAGGAUAUCGAAAGAGUCUUUAUCUCGGCCACACAAGCCAAAAUGCAAAGCGCCAGAAAGGGACCAGGAAGAUGCGAGUUCCAAAAAGGAGAAGGAAGAACAGUCGGAGGAUGAAGAGAGCGUAAAGGCGUUACCUUGAGGAUUCCGACCAGGGACACCAACCUAGAAGGCUUGUUUGUAUUUUCAGCCAGCCUGUCCUUGGCAUCUGACAGCGGCUCAUUGUGGCUCAUCGUUGAUGUAGUCCGCCCCUCUCCCCCUCCCCUUGGACUUCUCUGCAUGUUUGACAGACUAGCUCUCCGCAGGGCUGGGAUGGAUGAUCUUUCGGCCACCCAUUGCCCCGUGGGACUUACUCCUGGGCGAGAAAUCUCCGGAGAAACACCCAAAGCGUUAAAACAAGCCU
Messenger RNA from Ahaetulla prasina, 812 nucleotides. It is a transcript of the gene HOATZ, whose product is annotated as HOATZ cilia and flagella associated protein. The coding region runs from base 21 to 551 and encodes 176 amino acids. Gene Ontology annotation, biological process: cilium assembly. The transcript is spliced from 7 exons. Lineage: Eukaryota; Metazoa; Chordata; Lepidosauria; Squamata; Colubridae. The record is from RefSeq and is a predicted model, not a curated record.